CGCGUGCGCGGUGGGCGGAGCACGGCUUUUCCAGCUCCUUUGCCAGCCCAGGUCUUCCCAGUCUUGCACAGCUGGUGUGGUGCUCGUGUUUCCCCAUCUCGUCGUGGAGCGUCGCUGCCGAGUGGGCGCUAGUGUUCGCGUCGUCAUGGCUGGUUACGAAUACGUGAGCCCGGAGCAGCUGGCCGGCUUUGAUAAAUACAAGUACAGUGCUGUGGAUACCAAUCCACUCUCUCUGUAUAUCAUGCAUCCAUUUUGGAACACUGUAGUAAAGGUAUUUCCUACUUGGCUGGCUCCAAAUCUGAUAACCUUUUCUGGCUUUCUGCUGGUUGUGUUCAAUUUUCUGCUUAUGGCAUACUUUGAUCCUGACUUUUAUGCUUCAGCGCCAGGGCACAAGCACGUACCUGAUUGGGUCUGGAUUAUAGUGGGCGUCCUCAACUUCGUAGCCUACACGCUAGAUGGUGUGGACGGAAAGCAAGCCCGUAGAACCAAUUCCAGCACCCCGUUAGGGGAGCUUUUUGACCAUGGCCUGGAUAGUUGGUCAUGUGUUUACUUUGUUGUAACUGUGUAUUCCAUUUUUGGACGAGGAUCAUCUGGUGUCACUGUUUUUGUUCUUUAUCUCCUGCUAUGGGUAGUUUUAUUUUCUUUCAUCCUGUCCCACUGGGAAAAGUAUAACACAGGGAUUCUUUUCCUGCCAUGGGGAUAUGACGUAAGCCAGGUGACUAUUUCCUUUGUCUACAUAGUGACUGCGAUUGUGGGAGUUGAGGCCUGGUAUGAACCUUUCCUGUUUAAUUUCUUAUAUAGAGACCUAUUCACUGCAAUGAUCAUUGGUUGUGCAUUAUGCGUGACUCUUCCAAUGAGUUUAUUAAACUUUUUCAGAAGCUAUAAAAAUAACACCUUGAAACACAAUUCAGUCUAUGAAGCUAUGGUUCCCUUCUUUUCUCCAUGUUUGCUAUUCAUUUUGUCUACAGCAUGGAUCCUCCGGUCACCUUCAGAUAUUUUAGAGUUACAUCCUAGAGUAUUCUACUUAAUGGUUGGAACAGCCUUUGCCAAUAUCACAUGUCAGCUGAUUGUUUGUCAAAUGAGCAGUACCCGGUGCCCAACUUUGAACUGGUUUCUGGUUCCUCUCUUCUUGGUUGUCAUAGUGGUAAAUGUAGGAGUAGCCUCUUACAUUGAGAGCAUUCUCCUGUUUACAUUAACAACUGCUUUCACUCUGGCCCACAUCCAUUAUGGAGUACGAGUGGUAAAGCAGCUGAGCAACCAUUUUCAGAUUUACCCCUUCUCAUUGAGGAAACCAAACUCAGAUUGACUAGGAAUGGAAGAAAAGAAUGUUGGCCUGUAAUCUACAGAAAGAAGUCCUGUAAAUAAGAUGCUUGUAAAUAUUUCAUCCAUCACCAUUGAACUAAACUGAUCUGCAUAACAGACAUGGGAACUCAGUGUGUGUGGUACUUGGACAGCAGGAGUGAUACAUAAUGAUCUGAACUUGUGGAAUUUUCAACCUACUAACUCCCAGCUUCUUUUAUUUUGUUUUUUCUAAAGCCAUGUGAUGUUUUGGUUAAA
Molecule: messenger RNA, 1557 nt
Organism: Kogia breviceps (pygmy sperm whale)
Lineage: Eukaryota; Metazoa; Chordata; Mammalia; Artiodactyla; Physeteridae
Gene: SELENOI
Product: selenoprotein I
Biological process (GO): phosphatidylethanolamine biosynthetic process
Cellular component (GO): endoplasmic reticulum membrane; Golgi apparatus
Molecular function (GO): ethanolaminephosphotransferase activity
Source: RefSeq, a predicted model, not a curated record